This is a messenger RNA of Hibiscus syriacus, 332 nucleotides long. RefSeq names its product non-specific lipid-transfer protein 2-like. Bases 33 to 314 code for a protein of 93 amino acids. Gene Ontology annotation, biological process: lipid transport. The transcript has a single exon. The record is from RefSeq and is a predicted model, not a curated record. NCBI's taxonomy places the organism in Eukaryota, Viridiplantae, Streptophyta, Magnoliopsida, Malvales, Malvaceae.
AUUACCACCUUGUUGUAGGAAAGAAACCAAAGAUGAAGAGGGUUUCGUUAGUUGCUUUGUGCGUGGCUGCACUGGCGGUGUUGCUGUUUACUCGCGUGACGGAGGCAGCAAUAUGUGAUCCCCAACAGCUUAGCCCCUGCAUAUCAGCAUUGACAUCUCCGGUGGCUCCGUCGAUAUCCUGUUGCAGCAAGCUGAACGAGCAGCGGCCUUGCCUUUGUGGGUACAUUAGGAACCCCCCUCUUAAACACUUUGUCGACAACCCCAACACUAAAAGGAUUGCUUCUACUUGUAGAGUCCCAUAUCCCCGAUGUUGAAGCGUAGCUUGAUUAGUG